This is a messenger RNA of Heterotrigona itama, 558 nucleotides long. Lineage: Eukaryota; Metazoa; Arthropoda; Insecta; Hymenoptera; Apidae. The record is from the annotation of a GenBank genome assembly.
AUGCAUGCAUACAACCUCAUAUUCCCUCCAACCCCUCUACAACAACAUUCCCCGCAUAAUCCCCCAAAAAAUCCUUAUCCCCACCACUACAUUCCCCUAUACAAUCUACAGGCCAAGCCUCUACUCCUUCAAAAAACCCUAAAAAUCCCAAACUACACCAUACACAGAAAAGACGAUCCAACAUCCGACACUAACAAACUCAGGGACGGGAUGCUUAUAGCAAUACGAAACAGCAUCCCUUCUGAAAACAUCCCACAACCAACAUCUCCCAAUAUUGAAUUCCUAACGAAGACCACCCCAACCAUAACAAUAAGAGCGGCAUAUACACCUCCAAAAACUAAUAUUUCCUCUUCCGACCUAGACUUCAUUAUACUUCACAACGACCCGGGACAUUACUUCAAUGUGAAGCACUAUAUCUGGAACAACCCUGGAAAAAACAGAAACAGCUCCAUCAUCAACCAUGCUGAACUCCAAAAUUAUCCACCUACACUCACAGGUAACCUAACUGCACUCUGUCUAACAUCGAUAUCUUCCUAUCAGACACAUGCCACGCUAUAG